UAAUAAUGAAACUGUUAUGAAAAAAAAGAGGACCAGAAAGGGGAAUGUAAUUCCCGGUAGAAUUGGAUCCAUUAAUUUGAAUGUUGUCUUAUGUCACAAGCAACAUGUCAAUGAUUAGUUCUCCCACCCCACAUGCUGUUUAAAUGCGUGCUCGUAUUUACUCUCCUUUACGUUCGUGUGACCGGAGAGAGAACAAACGGGCUGCUGCUGACUGACAUCCACUGAGCUCCAGAGCGGAGGUCUCGGCUUUAUCACAUUCAGUUAACCUGUGAUGCUGACCCGGUGAUGCGCAAGGUCUCGGCGCGGUCCACUACACCGCUUUUACGCGCAGGCGUUGAUGGAUCUGUCCGUUAACCACAGACGAACAUACGCGCACCGUGCCGCGCGCUAGGUCUUCCCGACGUGAGCGAACAGGAUAGUCGUCAAGGACGGGUCACUUCUUCACCUGAAUUCCUCCAGAGAGUGUGAGAAAUCGAUGAGAAACAUCGUGCAGGUGCGCAGCACCCCACACCAAUCCAAGAAUGGAACUUCUUACCUGGGUAUGAGAGGUCUAUGAAUGGGACUGUGCUGUGGCCACGACGGCUCUCCAGUCAGGACUAUGUGCUGCCCGCGCACCCCUUUGAAUGCACUGGCCAACUGUUUGCGAGAACAGGGAGGGCGGGGGGUCCCACCGGGGACGAGCUGGAAGCAGGGUAACGCCGGCUCCUUUCCGAAUCGCGGUGCUGGGGGCCCAAGGGGUGGGCAAAACAGCGAUUGUACAGCGCUUUCUUCACUAUGACUACAGUGAGGUACCAGUGUCCAGUAAAGCACGAAGGGUUCACCUUUCUGCCGCAGUGCUCAACGGUCAUGUCCAUGACCUCCAGAUCACAGAUUAUCCGGCCAUCAGCAGCUUCCCUGUCAGCACUCUGCAGGAAUGGUCAGACGUUUGCUGUCGAGGCAUUCGGAGCGCUCACGUCUACAUCCUGGUAUAUGACAUCUGCUGUUUUGACAGCUUCGAGUAUGUCAAAACCAUGCGGCAGCAGAUCUUGGAGACCAGGGUCAUGGGCUCUGGGGACACUCCUAUUCUGAUUGUGGGCAACAAGCGUGAUCUGCAGCGAGGUCGCGUCAUCCCCCGGCACAGGAUAUCUGACUUAGUCCGAAAGAGCUGGAAGUGCGGAUAUGUGGAGUGCUCUGCAAAGUUCAACUGGCAUAUUCUUUUGCUGUUCGGCGAUGCGCUCCGCAGUGUGGGAUGCGCCCGGUGCAAACACAUCCACGCCACCAUCCGUUUCCAGCGAGCGCUCAGGAGAGAGCGUUGUGUCCUGAUGUGACAUUCACAGUUUCAUCUGUAAUGGAUAGUUAAAAUGGUCCAUGGGAUUUUUCAGGUUAUGGAUGCUUCAUGGUUUCCUGGUCAUAUAGAGAGGUACAGUAACACUUGCCAAGGAUGUCGCAUUUGGGAUUUUAAUAGUACAAAGACAGACGUGGUCGAAAACAGGAAGUCAGUCCCUGUUGCUUCGUACCUUUAGACUGAUGUCUCCGCAUUUAGCCUGGAAGAACGCAACUUCUCUGCCUCAUAGCCUGGAAAUCCAAACUGGAAAAAUAAAACAGCAUUACAAUAGCUCUGUUCUGUCAUUGCUUAUGUUCAGGCCGGGACAGCAAAUGAGCACUCACCUAUGCUUAUGCUGAGCCAAUGCUAAAGGGUCUUCAGCACCUGAUUGAUUUACAAAGCCUGUGUCAUUUUCUUCUCAUGAAAAGUGAAAAUGUUCUUAAGAAAAUAUUUGAGAACUUUUUAAGAAGGAACAUUCUUACGAGCUUCAUAUAGUUUAUCUUUAGAACAAUCUUAUAUUUUGUCUUAAGAACAGUUUCUUGAAUCCGGCCCCAGGUGCCCAAAAUAGGCACCUCUCAUUCUGCAAUACUCCACAGAACACAAACCAGAAAAGAGUCUAGUUUCUGUGGAUACUUUAUGAAGGAACUUUUGAUAGUGUAUUAUCCCAAAAAUCUCAUUUAUGCCAAGGCACGAAAAUUUGUCAAAUUCAUUUAUUCAUUGAAGAAUAUUAUCUCAUAGUGUGUUUUGAUCAUAUGAUCAUAAAUUGUAAAGCCCACAUGUUUAAGCAGAGGACAAUAUUCAUGCGAGACAAAGAAAAAUGUAUCUUCCUUACUGAUUUUACCCAACACUUAACAAAUCAGCUAAUGACGCACAACCCUGUCUGAACAAAUACAUGAUAAGCACAUGUACGUCUAAUGAUGACUGUAGUCUAAUAAAUGGAUAGACACUGAAAACAAAUCCUUUUUUUGUUUGGUGAGAUCAACAGCCACAUUAGUAUCUCUUUUUCAUAACCAAUGUGUUGUAACCGUUAUUGUAAUAACUACAGUUAUUGUAAAAUCUAUAAUAAAGAGGUAAUUUAUAGCUGGAACAGUAUAAAUCAAUAAGGCAAAACACAAUGUAGCUGAGUGAGACUGAGCUAGUGUGCACUAAAGCUUUGCUGUUAUGAGUUGUUCUGUGGACUUUUAGUUUGUAUCUUCCUAUUUCCUGUAUUGUGUUGUAGUCUUUCUAGUUCUUUUGUUCAUUGGUUCCCUUGUGAUUGUCUCCCCAGGUGUGUCUUGUUAGCUAGUUACCCCUGUGUACCUAUAUAGCCUAUAACCCUAGUGUUUGCGAUGUUAUUUGUCAGUCUUUGUUUUUCGUGGAGUUUUGUCUUGGUCUUCAUUGUAUUCAUUCCAUAGAUUAUUUUGUUUUGGUUUUGUCCUGUUUUCUUUUCAUUAAAAGUUUUUACUGCAUUUGGAUCCACUGCCUUGUUUGCCUGGGUUUCUCUUUGUUACAGAAAGACUGACCUAAAAAUGGAUCUAGCAGUAUCCCUCGUCAGUAUGCGGCAAGAUAAUCGUAUCCUCGAGGACCAUAUUCAAGACUUUCUGGACAUUUCAAUUUACUCUGAUCUCCCAGUUUUUUUCUGUUAUGGAUUAAACCAACCACUUCAAGAACACCUCAUCCAUAAUGGUCCUCGAAGGUCACUAGUGGAAU
Molecule: messenger RNA, 2992 nt
Organism: Triplophysa rosa
Lineage: Eukaryota; Metazoa; Chordata; Actinopteri; Cypriniformes; Nemacheilidae
Product: ras-like protein family member 10B
Exons: 4
Coding region: 624-1307 (227 amino acids)
Molecular function (GO): GTPase activity; GTP binding
Source: RefSeq, a predicted model, not a curated record